This is a messenger RNA of Penicillium egyptiacum, 3648 nucleotides long. The record is from the annotation of a GenBank genome assembly. Lineage: Eukaryota; Fungi; Ascomycota; Eurotiomycetes; Eurotiales; Aspergillaceae.
AUGUUGAAACGUGGAGCUCAAGGCCCUCAAGGGUCAAAAGAAGAUGAGGGUGCUUUCGGGAUGGCCAGCACCCCGGAUGACAAGCCCCAUCGGGCGACAGCGGCCCAGUUAGCAAGCAGAAAGAUCAAGGAUGUCCGCAAACGCCGAGCUCCAACUCCCGCAACCGGUGGAGGCGCGUCUGACGCAGCUUCAUUUAACCCUUUCGCAUCCGUGGCCCCGGCCGCGGCACCGGCACCUACCCAGUCAACUGGGUUCACAUUUGGCCAGACUCAGAGCCAGAGCUUCCCUGGGGCAAGCUCGGGGCCCAGCCAGGGUGGAAUGUUCUCGUCGGGCACGAACGGCCAGGCUGGUGGUCAGGUAUCGUUCAGCUUCGGCGCCGGCCCUACCUCAUUUGGAUCUGCGCCGUCGAGCAAUCCUUUUUCUGUAGACACAUCAUUUGGCGGAAAUACCCAGUCAAGUACGAAUGGAUUCAGCUUUGGGGGAUUCAAUGCCGGAAACCAGUCCACUCCGUCGUUCGGUGGAUUCGGAGCACAACAGAAUACGAGCACUCCAGCAAAGCCCGUCCUGUUUGGGCAGUCUGCAGCACAUAUGACUUCGCCUGCUGAUGACAGCAUGCAAACUUCGCCCGAUACCAAGCCCAAGGGAGCUUCCAUGUUUUCGCCGAAGCCAGCCGCAGGUCCGUCGGCACUUGGCAAUCCAUUCUCGAACCUUUCAGGGCAGACAGCGUCCAGCAAUCCAUUCGCACCAAAGAUAACUGCGCCUGAGAAAACAGUUGAAAAACCUGCGGAGACUCAGCCUUUCACACCACUUUUCGGAUCAACGCCCGCCGCUCCGAAGCCUUCGGAUGGAGAGAAGCCACAACCAACAGCCAGCAAUCCAUUUGCGAACCUGUCAGGGCAGGCUUCAACCAGCAGCACUAACCUGUUUGCCCCGAAGACAACGGCAGCGGAGCAAACUCCUGCGAAGCCCACAGAGGUGGCAAAGCCUUUUGGUACUCUUUUCGGGUCGAACCCCAGCUCUCAGCCGUCAGGUCCUGCUAGCAAUAUUUUUGCGCCCAAGCCAGCGGUAGAAGAACCGAAGGCAAGCAAUCCGUUUGCGAACCUGUCGGCGCCGAGUUCAUUUGGUACUUUGUCUUCACCGAAGGUUACUGGGACCGAAAGUUCCGGGAAGGUCGCUGAAGCACAACCGUUCAAGCCCAUGUUCGGUUCCCCUGCGGUAUCGAAAGUUUCGGAGGCUGAAAAGGAGCAGACGCCUGCCCCAGCAUUUGGCAAUAUAUUCUCGCCGAAGCCGGCCGCUGAGAAUGCGGCUGCCAAGCCUGUAGCGGACCAACCGUUCAAGUCCAUGUUUGGUACACCGGCGGUGUCGAAAGCCUCGGAGGCCGAGAAAGAACAGACUGCCUCACCAGCAUUUGGCAAUAUGUUCUCGCCAAAGCCGGUGGCUGAGAGUACGGGUGCAAAGCCAGUCGAGGACAAGUCGUUCAAGCCCAUGUUUGGAGCACCUGUGGCUGGAAAGGAACAAUCCGCGGCAAGUAGUGUUUUUGCACCCAAGGUGACAAGUGAAGAGCAGACUCCUGUAACUGCAAAGACCUCACAAUUCGGGUCAAUGUUCGGGGCGUCUCCUGCGCCGUCGAAGCUUGGAGAAGAAAAGACAGCCCAGGCGGCACCUAGCAAUACGUUUGCGAACCUGUCAGGCCAGACCGCGUUUAGCAAUCCAUUCGCGCAAAAGCCGACAGAGCAGGCUGCAAAGCCCCAGGCACCGAGCACAUCUCUCUUUGGUGCAAGUACAGCAGUUGACAACAAUAAGCCGAAUAAGGACAAUGAGGUCAUUAAUGACAACAACUUCGCUCUGAAUAGCUCAUUGACUAACACAUUCACUGCUGGGCCUAAGGUGUCGAAUGAACUUCAAACGGAAGUCGCGACGAAAACUGCCACGCCUCAUGUGUCGUUCGCGCAGUCUACACGCGACCAUAAAAGCUCGUCUUGUUUACCUGUCUCUUCUUCCUCUUCUUCUCUCCCCUCUUCCUCCUCAACUUCUACUGUUUCCAACACUUUCACUGCUUCAGACCCUGACAGUCUUUUCCCACGACCUGAUCAUCCUGUAUCAAUUGACUAUCCUGUAUCAACUGAAGAUUUUGACAGUAUGCCUCUCAAACGUCUUUUCUGUGAGAAGAAUCGGGACGAGCUUCGGAGCCGAGCCCAGUUGCUCAUGAAGAUUGGCGUCUUGACUGAGUCAUUCAAGCGUGAAGUCGCCAAAUGCGACCCCAUGACUGAUUGUAUUGACGACGUCCUCAUUCUUUAUGCUGAACUUCGCCGCGAGCUUGGUGUUCCCAUUGGGACGAUCAACCCCGAUGAAGAGGCUAAACGCGCCGCCAUAAACAAACGCGAUGCCGCCAAGGAAGCACCAGUUGGUGUCGCACCUCCUGGUGCUGAUGACACGCGCCCAGGACCUCCCAACAAGCCCCUUGGUGGAUCGACCACUUCCUCUAAGUUCGCCCAAUCCUUCUCCGCUCCGGCUCCUGCUCCUGCUCCUGUCGCUCCGCUUGAGCCCUCUCCUCCAGCUGCUGCCCCUGCCUUCGAAAUUCCCAAGUUUGGCAGUGGGGCCACUGGCACCGAUUUUACUGCCCAGUUCAAGUCAAAGUCGGACGAGGCCAUAGCUGAAGCAAAGGCCAAGAGAAAGGCCGAAGAGUUUGACUCCGAUGAGGAGGAUGAGGCGGAGUGGGAGCGCAAAGAUGAGGAACGCCAACGCGAGAAGCGCGCUCAAAUCGAAGCUGCAGCUAAUAAGCGUGCCGUCUUUGUCCCCGGCGUGGGUUUCAAGUUCGCUGAUGAUAACCCUGCCCCUGAUCUCUUCCCUGCUUUUACUACUCCCUCGUCCGCUCCUGAUGGAGCAAACGGUGCUCCCUCUGUGUUGUCUUCCUCAUCCAGUAAGCCGGUCCCAGCCUCGCAGAACAUUUUCGGCGGGCCCAUGCCGACCUCGCCGAAACGAAAGGCGGAUGAAAGUGACAACGACGAUGAUUCCCCCGCCAAGAAGACCAAGUCCUCCCACAGCAUUUUCGGCGGGCCCACGCCCACCUCCCACAACAUUUUCGGAGGGCCCAUGCCGACCUCGCCGAAACGAAAGGCGGAUGAAAGUGACAACGACGACGAUUCCCUCGCCAAGAAGACCAAGUCCUCGCAUAGCAUUUUCGGCGGGCCCAUGCCGCCCUCGCCGAAACGCAAGGCGGAUAAAAGUGACAACGACGAUGAUUCCACAGCAAAGAAGACCACCUCCACUGAAGACGAGGACGUUGAAGCUGGUGAAAUUUUCGAUCUUACAAAGGGCAACGGCGGUGAGGAGGAAGAAACUGUUAUCUUCGAAGACAAAUCCAAGGUUUUCAAACUUGAGAGCGCUUGGUUGCCCAAAGGAACCGGUCCCGUCCGAGUUCUGAAGCAUCCUGUCACUGGACGUGCGCGCGUCGUCGCCCGUGCCGACCCGAGUGGAAAUGUCACCCUGAACACUCUCUUGAAGAAAGAGUUCGACUACAAGCUCACCAGUAACAGUGUUCAGUUUCUGGUGCCCAACGAGACUGGGGGUCUCACACAUUGGGCAGUUCGAGUGAAGAAGGAGAGACUGCAAGAGUUCCACCAGCUAGUCAACGAGAUCAAGAACUAG